AUGGGCAAGAUCGAGAGUAACGAGAGGGUGAUCCUCAAUGUCGGGGGCACCCGGCACGAGACCUACCGCAGCACCCUGAAGACCCUGCCUGGCACCCGCCUGGCCCUGCUCGCCGCCUCCGAGCCCCAGGGCGACUGCUCGACGGCGGCGGGCGACCCGCUGCAGCCCGCGCCCCCGCCGCGCUCCCCGCCGCCGCUGCCCCGGCCCCCGCCGUCCCCGGGGCCCCGCGGCUGCUCCGAGGGCGGCGCCGGCCGCUGCAGCUCCCGCGGCGGCAAAGGCGGGGACCACCCCGGGGGCGAGCACCCCGGGGGCGGCUGCGAGUUCUUCUUCGACCGGCACCCCGGCGUCUUCGCCUACGUGCUCAACUACUACCGCACCGGCAAGCUGCACUGCCCCGCCGACGUGUGCGGGCCGCUGUUCGAGGAGGAGCUGGCCUUCUGGGGCAUCGACGAGACGGACGUGGAGCCCUGCUGCUGGAUGACCUACCGGCAGCACCGCGACGCCGAGGAGGCGCUGGACAUCUUCGAGGCCCCCGACCUCAUGGGCGGCGACCCGGCCGACGAGGAGGAGCUGGCGGCCAAGCGGCUGGGCAUUGAGGAGGCCGCGGGCCUGGGCGGCCCCGAAGGCAAGUCCGGCCGCUGGAGGAGGCUGCAGCCCCGCAUGUGGGCGCUCUUCGAGGACCCCUACUCCUCCAGAGCCGCCAGGUUUAUUGCUUUUGCUUCUUUAUUCUUCAUCCUGGUUUCAAUCACUACCUUUUGCCUGGAGACCCAUGAAGCUUUCAAUAUUGUCAAAAACAAGACGGAACCAGUCAUCAACGGCACAAGUGUUGUUCUACAGUAUGAAAUCGAAACGGAUCCUGCCUUGACCUACGUAGAAGGGGUGUGUGUGGUGUGGUUUACUUUUGAGUUUUUAGUCCGUAUUGUCUUUUCCCCCAAUAAACUUGAAUUCAUCAAAAACCUCUUGAAUAUCAUUGACUUUGUGGCCAUUCUGCCCUUCUACUUGGAGGUGGGACUCAGUGGACUCUCAUCCAAAGCUGCUAAGGAUGUACUUGGCUUCCUCAGGGUGGUAAGAUUCGUGAGGAUCCUGAGAAUCUUCAAGCUCACCCGCCAUUUUGUAGGUCUGAGGGUGCUUGGACAUACUCUUCGAGCUAGUACGAAUGAAUUUUUGCUGCUGAUAAUCUUCUUGGCUCUGGGAGUUUUGAUAUUUGCUACUAUGAUCUACUAUGCCGAAAGAGUGGGAGCUCAACCUAAUGACCCUUCCGCUAGUGAGCACACGCAGUUCAAAAACAUCCCUAUUGGGUUCUGGUGGGCUGUGGUGACCAUGACUACAUUGGGCUAUGGGGAUAUGUACCCCCAAACUUGGUCAGGGAUGCUGGUAGGAGCCCUGUGUGCUCUGGCUGGAGUGCUGACAAUAGCCAUGCCUGUACCUGUCAUUGUCAACAACUUUGGGAUGUACUACUCCUUGGCAAUGGCGAAGCAGAAACUUCCACGGAAAAGAAAGAAGCACAUCCCUCCUGCCCCGCAGGCAAGCUCACCUACUUUUUGCAAGACCGAAUUAAAUACGGCCUGCAACAGCACACAGGGUGACACCUGUCUGGGCAAAGACAAUCGACUUCUGGAACAUAAUAGAUCAGUGCUAUCAGGUGAUGACAGUUCGGGACGUGAGUCGCCAUUAUCACCCCCAGAAAGGCUCCCUAUCAGACGCUCUAGUACCAGAGACAAAAACAGAAGAGGGGAAACGUGUUUCCUACUGACGACAGGGGAUUACACGUGCACUUCUGAUGGAGGGAUCAGGAAAGUGUUGCACAGAAUUUAUCAUGGAUUUUUGACUGAUGAAAAAGGGACAGUGGAAUUUAGCCAUAGCAAGGACUGUGUUGGAAACAGACUUCUGCUGUUGAAUGUGCCCUGA
Molecule: messenger RNA, 1908 nt
Organism: Pipistrellus nathusii (Nathusius's pipistrelle)
Lineage: Eukaryota; Metazoa; Chordata; Mammalia; Chiroptera; Vespertilionidae
Source: the annotation of a GenBank genome assembly